This is a messenger RNA of Candida albicans SC5314, 3444 nucleotides long. RefSeq lists its product as uncharacterized. Bases 1 to 3444 code for a protein of 1147 amino acids. The transcript has a single exon. Gene Ontology annotation, molecular function: guanyl-nucleotide exchange factor activity. The record is from RefSeq and is a predicted model, not a curated record. Lineage: Eukaryota; Fungi; Ascomycota; Pichiomycetes; Serinales; Debaryomycetaceae.
AUGAAGACACUUCAUCACAACGAAGGGCUGAAAAUGAAGAAACCUCGUUUACACGAAAUAACCACUAUUCCUAUAAAACAACUACAUUCUCAGUUUGACAACACCGAGAAUGCCACUACCAAAUCUACAACUGUCGAUGAGUGGCUAGAUAUAUUCCCGCAAGCAGCAAUAUUCACCGGGUUUGAUGAUAUCUUAUUUGACUAUGUGAUCACAAUUGUCUACCGCAAGCACGAAAACAUUUCAACAAAAUCAAUUACCAAAUUUGGUGUAUCCACAUACGAAAACAUGCAACUCACCCAUCGAUCAAGGUUUUGGCCCAGUUGUGAAAAUUUAGAAUUGAAAUACCAAAAGUCAAAAGUGAGACGGUCACUAGCCAUCAGCAAUUUGAAAAAUUCAAACAAAUUACUUAAUCAUGCGGGAGAUUUACCCGAACUCCCAAACUUUGAUGAAACCCAUGCGGGGACUUUUGCUAGCAACAUGAAUCUACUCUCCGGUAAAUCGCCAAUAGAGUUUGGGAAACAAUUGUUACAGUUGGGGCUUUUGCAGGAACAUAGUCUAAACUCGUACGGAAUGGACGUCGUAUACAAUAAUACAUCAUCAUCACAAGAAAUAGUAGACGAAAAUAAUAAGUUGGUAUUUUUGUUAGGGGAGCAGUUGGACCACCUAUUUGAUCCGUUGUUGGAAUACAGCCCAGAGACAAUGAACUUUAUUUAUACACCACAACAAACACAGGUCCCACAAACAAAAUUGAUCACAUCUAUUGUGAACGAAUUAGUGACUGUGCAGACCAACUUUACUUCAAAACUAGUCGAUUUAUUACAAAACUUGAUUACACCAUUGAGAGCAAACGUGUUGGAUUCUCCAGAUGGUAUAACACGAGUGAACCAGGUUUUCCCACCGACAAUAGACGAAAUAACGAGAAUCAAUUGCAUUUUAAAUGAGUCUUUACUAAAAGCAAAGUCAAUAAACUACCUAGAAGUUCUACGAGCAGUUGCAAACAUUUUGCCUUACUUUUACAAACCGUUUGUUAGACACGAAGCAAAUUUGAAAGGAUUUUAUCUGAGAUUACGCAAAUUCGCCACUAGCAGCAUACUUGCAAUCGCUAAGAAAGAAUACUCGGUUCGGGAAAUUGAUUCUAUUGUGACAGGAUCAUUAUUAGAACUACCUCGACUCAAAUUGAUCUUGAAGAGACUUUAUGAUGCAAUCGAAUCGGAAAAAUUAAAGUUGAAAAAUUUUGAAAAUUUUGACGAGGAUGAAACAAUGGUAAACAAAUAUUAUACUGCAGCAAUGGAAGUAAUAGAUGCAUUUGGUGGACAUGAUGAACAAGUUGACCUCAAGCAAAGAAUUUUUACCCCUACAGGGAAAAUUUUGACUGAACUAGCUACCAACUGGCCAGCUGAGUUGCACUAUGGGUGGCUUUCCCGAAAAGUCGUUGGCAUAUUCCAAUUGGAACGUAGUUUAGUGGUCAUCUUUAAUGAUUAUCUUUUAUUCCUAAACAUAAUCGACAACAACGGCUACAUGGAAGAACUGCACCUAAAAAAGAUUUCCGUGUCAGAUGCACUUAUGCAUUCGUUGGUGAACGAAAAACCAUUGCCCAAUUUGUCAUGUUUCCCAGCAAUGGAAGUGUCUUCCUGGUGCAAUAUUAAUGAAGUCAUAGCAACCACAUUUGUUGCCCCAACUGACGACAACCCAAAGGACGAUUUCAUUCGAUUUUUGAGUACAUCUUCAACUGGGUUUCAGUCCUUGUCAGCUAUCAAACAAUUUAGUAAAACAUAUCAUGUUGAAAAUAACAAAUCAAAAACCAUUAUUGAACUCAUCAACAAAGCUCGUCUUUUAUAUAAAUGCUCACCUUUCCAUUUGUUUAAGGCAAACGACAGACAUCUAAGCAUUUAUUACACCGCUCAUGAGGAUAAAGUAUACGAAAAUGAAAUCAGCCAGUCACCAUUUGUAUUGUUUUUAAAUAUGAAGCUUGACGUUCCUAGGUAUUUUGAAACUUGUCCAAAUUUGCAAUUGCUAUUACAGGCUUCGUUUGUUGGUGAUGAUAAAAUACAGAUUACAGGAUACAAUAAACCCAGCCAAGAACAAAUCAACGAGUUUGUUAGACCAAACGAAUUCCUGGACUUUUUGAAACAUAAAGUAUUCAAUUGCUUCAACGGUAUUUUUCUGACCUAUAAUAAAAUCACCCGUUGCUUGAUUAAAGGCAACUCAGCUCAACUUAAGUUUGUUAUUGAUGAUAACGCCACGAGUCGUAGCGAAGCAACAACGUUGGAUGAAGUAAAAUUUACACCUAAACAAACUUACAAACAUGACAAGUCUUUCUCAGAGCCAAUUACAGUUGUAAAUGUGCCUUUGGAGAAUAAAGUGGACCCACCAUUACGCAGAAGAAAGUCAAUCUGCGGUUUAUUGAAAAAACAUACAGAAGACAAUGCAGUGGUUAUUUCAGAACCGACACUUAAACGAGACAUCACAAAUACGUUUAUACCACGUGGUGACGAAAACGAAUACACAAAUACUUUGAAACCAAUCCCUACCUUACACAGAGUUGUACAAGAUACCACCAGCGAGUCCACAAUGCAUUACGAAAUUGAGUCACCAGAUGAUCGAACAACAAUAACUACCUCGGCACCUUCCGUCGACGCGCUGCCCAAUUUCCAAUUCCCAGUAGUAAAUGAUCCCGUUAUUGUUCCAAAAUCAGCAUCUACUAUCAAAAGAAUUGCAACCAUUGAUAGUAAUAGAAUCCAUCUUGAAAAAAGAUCUGGGAAAAUCAAACAUGGCACCAACUAUAAACUUUUGCCAAUUGGAGAAAAUAAAUCCGAUUCCUCUCCCAAUUGGGAGAGCAUUAGUAUUAGCAGAGAAAGUUCAAUAAGAACAAACGAACCACCUCGCAAGAAGUUGGACGAAGAAGUCGCAAAUCGUGUUGUUGAUGUUUCCAAUUUAUUCAAAACUAAAAAAAUAGAUCGCUACCCAACAAAGAGACCAGACUCUAUCCCAAAGAUUAUCAGAACAACAAAAUCAGCCAAUAGAGCUUUCUCGAAAACGAUGUUUGCACCACCGCCACCACCACGACCACUAAAACCCCAACAAAUCACACGUGACGAGUCAGCUGUUUCUAUCACGGUUUCGGAAAUGACAAAUGAAUUCAGUCAGUUUAUUGACAACGAAUUUGGAAACGAGCCCGUGCCCAAGUUGUCGAAACCUCUGUUGCCUCACAAUACCAGCGCUAUAACAUUGACGAGCAGUAGUGAGGAUGAAGAGUUUUUCUCUCCGAAUGAAGAGCCAAAUCAUAUACGAGAGCCAAGUCAAUCCGAAUCAAGCGAGGCCACCAUUACAUCUACCAGGCAAAAAAAUUUUGCAAAUAAGCAACCUUUAUUGAGUGAAGAUUCGGUAACUCAGUUGUGUGCAUAUUUAGAGAAAUCUGUAGACUUUGGAGUAUUUGAAAUUUAA